CAAUGACAUCACCAAAAAUGACCGGCCUGUAAAAUUAAGAUGCGAAUUCGGGCAACUGCCAAGUAAACCAAUGGUUAAUCCAGGAGGUAGCUAUCCACUUAGAAAUAGACGUCGAGUUACAUGAACAUAACUUAAUCUCUUUGUUACCCGCGUAUAUUCCGUAACCCACCCCUAAUCUCACCAUUGCUUUGGUCGCCCAAUGCCUUGCUUCAACCACACGAGUCAUCACAGCUUGUAGAAAGCUGCUUCUUUGCAAGCUACACCUGUAAUCCAAGCUAAGCUCGUAGACACACGACCAUGAAUACGGCUACCGUAUCUAUGGCGGUUACGCCAACCGUCCUGUCGACCUUUCUGUCUCACUACCUUAAUCGCAAACCGUUACGCGAACGGCCAACUGCCCAUCUUUCGUAUGACGAGGGACUACACCUCAUACGGUCUUUCCUUUCGUUCGCGUCGCAUCACACGGUCGAAGACAUCCAAGCCUUCACUUCGCAAUGGGUGCCACACCCGCAAUGGGUUAAAGUCGAUCAAGUAGAGAUCCCGGAGUCCAAGCUUGUAGAAGCUGCGGGCGCUUUGCAGGAGCAGUUAGGACCGGAUGGUAUCAAGAAGGUCGGCGGCCGGAAUUGGUGGCAAUGGCGGAAGCCUGGCAGUCCCCUCAAGGCGGAAUGGAUCGAGAUGAAGGCUGAUUAUCAUGAGCGCAAGAAGACUGGCGACCCAGGCAAGAGAGUCAUGCUCUAUGUUCAUGGAGGUGCUUAUUUCUUCGGAAGUGUUGAUGAGCAUCGGUACCAGAUGCAGCGACAUGCGCGGAAACUGAAAGCUAGGGUCUUCGCGCCUGAAUAUCGAUUAUCUCCCCAGUUUCCCUUUCCAUGUGGCCUCCAGGAUUGCUUAGCAGCGUAUUUAUACCUGCUUACGACUCAGGACCCAACUACAAUUAUUCUUGCCGGAGACUCAGCUGGCGGCGGGAUGGUCUUAAGCAUGCUGAUUACUAUGAGGGACAGAGACAUCCCUUUGCCUGCUGGUGCUAUUCUUAUUAGUCCUUGGGUGGACUUGACACACUCCUUUCCUAGUGUUUCUCAGGAUUGCCCUCUAGAUUAUAUUCCCCAAUGUGGCUUUCAUCAUAAGCCAUCCAAGGCGUGGCCUCCUCUGAAUGCGGACGAGUACGCGGAAUUGGUUGAAGAGGUAAAUAAGAACAAUAAGACGGGCCAAGCCAAACUGAAACCCGCUUCGGUGGAAAUGAAGCCUCUCCCUCAAGACCUCGCGCAGCUUAAUGCGAUGGCAACAGACAGUGACUCUCCGGGCGCUACUCUUGCCGAAACCUCAUAUAUAUCGAUUAAUCUCGAUGGCAAAGAAGUUAAGCUCAAAGAUCAGCUUCAGAUGUAUACAACCAACGAGCUCCUAUCGCAUCCUUUGGUUAGCCCUGUUAUGCAGCCUACCCUUGGUGGACUACCACCUCUACUUAUCAUGACGGGUGGUGGGGAAAUCCUUCGAGAUGAACAGAUAUAUCUAGCACAUAAAUGUGCCAAUCCAUCCCAGUACCUACCUCCAGAGUCUUCGAUGCACGAGUCAGCAUACGAACAAUUGAAGCGUUUUAAACCAACCGAUGUUCAGCUUCAAGUUUGGGAUGAUCUGUGCCAUGUCGCACCAACUCUGAGUUUCACUAGGCCGGCAAAAUUCAUGUACCGCUCGAUAGCCCAGUUUGGUGCUUGGGCUUUGGCGAGAGCCCAGAAGACAGGAAUUGAGAUCCUAGAUGAUGAUGAUAUCUCUGUCAUAUCGAACUCCAGUGUGAGUUCAGAUAAUGAAGUUACGGAUACAGUUACGGAUACAGUUACUAAGGAGAAAAGUAAAACGGAAAGUGAUGCUGAAGUUGAGGUAGGGAAAGCUGGUGACCCCUUGCCACCAUUCAAAAAUCAUAUGAUCCGCCAGCGUGUCAGCCGCCAUGGAGUUGUUAGGCACCUGGAGCCUGCCUCCGAGCUGGUUGGUUGCACUAUGGACCGGAACAGCAUAGGCGUUGUCAAGGAGACCCCAGUACGAAGGUGGCUUGAAACGCGAGCUCAGUGGAAUAAACGCUAUGGUAGCAUCCGUACAAAGAUACACAAGAAGCGUCUUAAGGAGAUGGCCGCAGGUUACGUGGGGUUUGACGGAGAGACACCACCUCCAGCCGCUCUUGCUAGCAGGCGUAGGGGAGCCGAGGACCUCGCAGAAAAGAAGAAGACGAAGAGUAUAGGUCUUGCUCUAUGGUCGCUCUGGGGAUCUAAACACGACGAAGCUACAGUAACCAGAGAAGAUGAAGCAGAUAGAGCCCCAGAAGUCAAAGAUGCUACUACCGAAGAAGGAGAGGGAGCCCGCUCACCAGAUGAUCUUCAAAGGCAAGGGAAGGAAGUAGCCAAGCGAGAACUUGGGCAUAACCGAAGCCGAUCAAGGACGAAAAUAGUCAGGGACGAACAGCAGAUCGCCGAUGAUGACGUUAACGAAAGUACCUCCAUCGAUAUGCUUAUGGCUCAGCGUGAAGAGAAAUCAAGACAAGCCGAGUCACUGCCGUCUCCUAGAGGCAGUCUUCUCACGCCAGAUUACUUUUCGCAUGAGACAGGUGUCGCGGGCAAGCGACCUACUGUGGGCGGCAUCGCUGUACCUUUCAGCCUCAAUAAGGAGGCCGAGACGGCCAGCAUGAUCACAUUGACUUCAGCCUUCGACCAACCAGAUCGAGUUGCGAGUCCUAGGCCAUUGAGUCUAGAGCUUGAUGCCAUGGCAACGACCAGUGCCGCAGUUGUCGCUGCCGUCACCGAAAAGGCGAGGGAUGAAGUAGUUGACCCUGACUUGCUAAAGCAACAAGGAGCUGGUUCUCGUGAAAUUGUCGUCCCUAUAACCGCCGACAUGGCGGACGGUCCUAGGACCCCUAUGGCUGCUUACCCUACGCCAGGUAGCGAGGCCAUCAGUACGCCAGCAACGCCGCUGAUCACUGUGGGCGGGGUCGGUACAAGCCUACAAAGGCCACCACUGGAGACAUUCGUUACCGCGCAGGAGGAUCUACCUACCACGAAAUGAUCCUUUUAUAUUUGAGGUGUUGGUGAGAAGGAAAACAACAAUAUACCCGGUACACUAUCUCAUUUGUCCGGUCUUGGAUAGUGCGUCGUGCCAUUUUAUUCUUAUUUUUAUAUACCCUCGUUAGUAAUAAUCUAGUUAGUAAUAGUAUUCGAAAUUGAAUUUGAACUUGAACUUUGA
Daldinia loculata is the source of this 3219-nucleotide messenger RNA. Its product is annotated as alpha/beta-hydrolase. Gene Ontology annotation, molecular function: hydrolase activity. NCBI's taxonomy places the organism in Eukaryota, Fungi, Ascomycota, Sordariomycetes, Xylariales, Hypoxylaceae. The transcript is spliced from 3 exons. Bases 298 to 3042 code for a protein of 914 amino acids. The record is from RefSeq and is a predicted model, not a curated record.